CUCCCUCACUGCUCUGAUCCAAGCUAGCUAGUUAUCUAGCUACUGUACAUUAGCAAAACCCCGAGAUUAUGGCGGUGGGUAUUGAUGAACCGGCGGCAGAGUUGCGCAGGAAGAGGGUGGAGUUUCAUCCUUCCGUUUGGAAUGAUUUCUUUGCUCGCUCGAACAUCUCCACCAACGCUGCUGAUUCUCAGAAUUUGGAGGAAGCUCAGAAACUGACGGAAGAAGUCAGGGAGAUGCUCAGGGGAGCUGUUAGUAACGAUGAUGAGAAGAAGGCUACGAUUCUGGAAACGCUGGAGAUGAUUGACGCCGUCCAAAGGCUGGGCAUCGCUUAUCAUUUCGAAGAAGAGAUUGAAGCAGCUCUGCUUCGAAUCUCCGGUGCCGCCGCCGAUGGGUAUGUCGACGCCGACGGUGACUUGUACGCUGUUACCCUCCGAUUCCGGCUUCUCAGGCAGCAGGGCUACCACGUCAAUCCCACGCGUGAGUUAUUUCAUCUAGUAUUUGUCAUAAAUAAGUUGGUGUCGAGUUAAUAAUUCAACUUGUUGGAACCAACAAGUUAAUUAUAGAUCUUAUAAGACCUUUUUAUAUGUUCCCUUAAACGAAAACCAAAUCAUAAAUUUGAAGUUAAUUUGUACAGACUCACGAUACAUUGUGCUUAAAUUCCAUGUUAAUAUUGAGAUCAUGGAGAUCCAAACACACAACAUUUGACCAAAUCAUUUUAAUAGCGCGUGAUCAUUAACCAGUUGAUUUCAAUAAAUCGUGUUGUUGGAAGAAAUUUAAUCAUGUAUUUUAUAUAUCUCUCUUACAUAAUUAUUCUAUGCAUGCAUACUUGCAGCUUGUUGGGAAACGACUACUAACAUAUAAUAUUGUGACAUUACGUUUGUUGUGUGCGACUUCGUACCAUUCAGUCGCCUUGGCGAAAUUCAAAGACGAGAAGGGAUACUUCAAUGAAGAUGUGUCCGGCGACGUGAAAGGGCUGCUGAGCUUGUACGAAGCUGCUUACUACAGAGUCAACGAGGAACAAGUACUGGAUGAAGCACUCGUGUUCGCAAGAACUCACCUUGAGCCCAUUACCCAGCUAGAUGACUCGCCUUGGGCCAGCCAAGUGAGACACUCGUUGAAAUGGCCCAUACUCAAAGGGCUUCCCAUAAGGGAGUCGAGGCACUUCAUGUCGAUAUACCAACAAGAGGAGAGCCACAACGAAGCCAUUCUGAAGCUAGGGAAGCUGGAUUUCAACUUGGUCCAGAAGUUGCAUCAGCACGAGCUUAAUAUUCUCACCAAGUGGUGGAUGGAUUUGGACACGCCAACUACACUACCGUUUGCGCGGGACAGGGUGAUUGAGUGCUACAUGUGGCCGUUGGGUGGAUUUAUGAGGCCUGAUUAUACCACUGGAAGAAUUUUUGUCACGAAAAUUACCGCACUUGUCUCCACCUUAGAUGACAUUUUCGAUGUCCAUGGCACCAUUGAUGAACUAGAGAGCAUUACCAAAGUCAUGGAGAGGUGGGAAAUUACAGAUGAAGACGUGCUCCCUAGCUAUUUCAAGUUCUGGUUUAAGACCUUGCUUGACGUGUUUGCUGAAAUUGAAGCUCAUGUGUCCAAGGAAGGCAGGUCCUUAUGUAUGGAGUAUGCAAUGGAAGCGGUGAAACAGAUAGUGAGGGCAUUCAUCAAGGAAGCCAGAUGGUACAACAAAGGUUAUGUAGCAACAAUGGAGGAACAUGUGCCUAAUGGUUAUGUGAGCAUUGGGUAUCCCCUGGCUAUUACAGUGGUUUAUUGUGGAAUGGGAGAAGUUGCUUCCAAAGAGGUCUUCGAAUGGCUGUUCAGUCAACCCAACCCUAAAAUCCUUGUGGCUGGUUCUAGCAUCGCCAGGCUCAUGGAUGACAUAGUCUCCCACGAGUUUGAGCAAGAAAGGGGACAUGUGGCUUCGUCUGUAGAGUGCUACAUGAAGCAAUACGGUGUGUCAAAGCAAGAGGCGUACGUGGGGUUGAACAAUUUGGUGGAGAAACUGUGGAAAGACAUGAACGAGGAUCUGAUGCUGCCUUUGAAAGCUCCGUUACCGAUUCUGAUGACCAUAGUGAAUAUGGUGCGUGUCAUGGAUCUUUUGUAUAAGGAUGAAGACACUUACACGCAUGCCAAGACCUUCAUGAAAGAAUUGCUCACCAACAUUCUCGUGGAUCCUGUGCCUAUAUAACCCAGCUAUAUAUUCUUGUUGCCAAUAAGAUCUUUGGGCAGUUCAAUGCAUGGUGUGUGUAUUUUUAGUAUAUCUUUGUGUUACUUUUGUAUUUUGGACUCAGGGUCCAUCGAUUAAGCGUUGUCAAAUAAAUAUGUCAACAUCAAUAUAACAUUGUCUAAACUAUUACAUCGCGAUGAACUUAUGGAUAUUAUU
Linum tenue is the source of this 2380-nucleotide messenger RNA. Lineage: Eukaryota; Viridiplantae; Streptophyta; Magnoliopsida; Malpighiales; Linaceae. The record is from the annotation of a GenBank genome assembly.